AUGGAAUCAGGAAACGUUUCACUCUCUGGAACAGUGACCGGGGGAGUCAGCCUUGGCAUUGACUGGAUUUGGAAUAUUGACAAUAACCAAAGAGUUAUAACUAAUAAUCUCACCCAUUCUACUCUGCAAUACAGCGUCACGGAAUGCCGAGAUGUUAACGUCGAAGUCAUCGCACGAAACCCUGUCUCUGAAACUUCAGCCUUUUGCGUACAGCGGGUACUCUAUCCCCUUCAAGGGUAUGUCAUUGAGCCUCUGACUGGUUUUUAUCAGACAACAGACCAAGUGGAGAUAACACUUCGUAGCGGGUCACAGAACUUCCCUGUGGGAAAUACAACACUGCAAAUAUUAACCAAUGAGACAUCAGCUGGAACACUAUUAAUUAAUAUAAGCUUAACCAACACAGAUCUACAAGACGUGAUACAAUUUCAGCAUUCAUUUAUUGAACAGGGUUACUACAAUGUUUAUGGGAGUCUUAAAUCGGAAAUAAACAUCGUAAAUCUUUCAACCAUUGUUGGAAUAUGGGACAAACUUGAAAAUUUGGAUCUAAACAUUUCCAAAUCAUUCAUAAGCGUAUAUGAUUCUAUCCAAUUGACAUGGAUAUUUCCUCCACGCUCCGACUUCAGUUUUAAAAUCUCGUACGGUGACGGCACAUAUAGAACACACUCUGCCUCUGAUAGCCAAAUUUUCAGUGGAACUUCUUGGCUUAAAGCAUACAACUCUGUAGGAAGGUAUACUAUUAACGUUUAUGCAUGGAAUGCAGUUUAUUCUAAAAACAUAUCGCAUAGUGUUCAGGUGGAGGAGUCAAUUACUAAUGUAGAGCUGAAGUGCACGAGGUAUGUAUCAACAAAAGAAGGUUCAACAAUCCUAAACGCAGUAGUGGAUCGAGGUGCCGAUCUUGGAGUAGAAUGGAUUUGGAGAGUCAACCACACGUUUCACGAAAGUCAAUCUUCCAAUCAAAAUUACACCUCACUGCAGUACCAGAUCUCCCAAACAGGAAAUUUACAUAUUGGAAUCUUGGCAAGAAACAAUAUAUCAGAAAUGUCGACUUCCUGUCUAGUGACCUUUCUUAAUCCUCUAGACGGAUUUUACAUUGACAUUCCAAAUAUUUAUUAUGAAACCACAGAGACAAUUAACAUUACUAUAAAAACGAAUCUAGACAACCCCUAUCCAGUUGGAAUCACAUCCUUAAACUUAAAGAUUAACGAUACAAGCGGCAGUAAUGUGAUUGAUUUAGCAAAUCUGACAGAUGACCAGGUUAAAUCUGGUCUGUUUUUACAACACGCAUUCGAACUUCAAGGUAAUUAUAAAAUAUUUGGAAACAUUUCCUCUGUAAAUGAAUCAAAAUUCAUGGAAGUUGUCGUUCGAAUUUGGGAUAAACUUGAUGGACUGAACUUUACAACUUCGUCUACGGGAGUUACAGUUUUAGAAAAUUUCGAUUUGGAAUUGACAUCAACACCACGAUCAUAUUUCAAUUUCAUAUUACAUUUUGGGGAUGGAACUUUACUUGAAAAUGAAAAAGAUUCUUAUAAGGACCGUUUUUUCCAAACUCCAUUGUCAAAAAAUUACUCAGCCAUAGGAAACUACGAAAUUUGUUGUAGAGGAUGGAAUGAAGUGUAUUCAACGAAAGUGUGUUCCUUCAUGCUAUGUGAAAAUAACAUUGAUGCCAUUAUGCUUACAUGUGACUUUCCGAGACACGUCAGAGUAGGAACAGAACUUGACUUUAUGGCAUCAAUAAUAAAUGGGGCAGAAGUGGAAAUCAUGUGGACAUGGAUAUUUCAACCAUUGGAGUUUCAAAGAACUGUAACCACAGAAAAUAAUAUCACUGAGAUCUCUCUUAGGAAAGAAAUAGGCCUAGAUGGUGGAGAAAUAAAUAUAACCGUGAUUGCUGCCAAUAAAGUCUCUGAAGUUUCAGAUUCUUGCUCAGUUGUUUCCCUACAUCCGAUACAAGAACUUGGUCUAUAUGCAGAAACCUAUCAAACAUUGGAAACCGCGUACAUAUAUAUCCAAAACACGUCGCUUACUCUUUAUCCCCAAGGUAUCAUUACUGCUGUCGGUUACCUUCAAAAUGAAAAUGGUUCUGUUCUUUUACAGAAUUUCACAAACGUGUCCGAUGAGAAAAUCCAAAGAGAGGAAAUCAAGACGUCAUGA
Messenger RNA from Saccostrea cuccullata (small rock oyster), 2148 nucleotides. RefSeq lists its product as uncharacterized. The record is from RefSeq and is a predicted model, not a curated record. Gene Ontology annotation, biological process: calcium ion transport. NCBI's taxonomy places the organism in Eukaryota, Metazoa, Mollusca, Bivalvia, Ostreida, Ostreidae. The coding region runs from base 1 to 2148 and encodes 715 amino acids. Gene Ontology annotation, molecular function: monoatomic cation channel activity. The transcript is spliced from 4 exons. Gene Ontology annotation, cellular component: plasma membrane.